Molecule: messenger RNA, 2251 nt
Organism: Spinacia oleracea (spinach)
Lineage: Eukaryota; Viridiplantae; Streptophyta; Magnoliopsida; Caryophyllales; Amaranthaceae
Product: protein ACCELERATED CELL DEATH 6
Exons: 3
Coding region: 169-2157 (662 amino acids)
Cellular component (GO): plasma membrane
Molecular function (GO): protein binding
Source: RefSeq, a predicted model, not a curated record
CUCCUCCAAUUCAUCAUUCAUGUAUCCUUCUCACAAUAGGUACACAUAUUAGCAAGGAUAUCACUAAAAGACUGAGUGUUAAUUAUACAAUUGGUGGUGGAUAUCUUUUUCACAUCAAAUUCAAAUAAUAAAUUAGAUAAUAAAUCGAGCUUAACUAGAAGCUCAUUCAUGGCUGUGCAAAGCCAACCUAGCACCAGCACUAGCAGAAGCGCCCCUGUAAUCAACUCAUCAUCAUCAACUUCGCCUUCAACCACUAGCAUACAACCUUCACCUGAGACGACAACCACCAUCAACGCCCUUCACUAUUCGUUUCUCUUCGACAAUGACAUUGAUGGCUUGUUAAGUACACUCGACAAUGAUUUCGACUUCUCUAAUCUUGUUGUAGAGUCAGACAACAACACCAUCCUUCAUAUAGCAGCGAGUGCCGGGCUUGUCGAUGUCGUCAAUUCAAUCAUCGAACGAAGUCCAAACCUUCUUAUCCGUCCGAAUUAUAAUGGUGAUCUUCCUAUUCAUGUUGCUGCUAAGGCUUGUCAGUUUGCUGCUGUUGUAGGGUUAGUUUCUUCUGACAAUUCCAUGUUGGAGAGCGUAAACAACGAUAACAACACUGCCCUCCAUAUUGCGUUACAGAAUCAACAAGAGAAAAUGGCAAACUACUUGUUUGAGAAAGGCCCAAAAUCAACAUUCUACCAGUUGAAUGUGCAAGGGUUUUCUCCACUUUAUCUGGCUAUUAAAGCAGAGUUCUGGGAUCUUGUCAAAGUCAUGCUUUCUGAUGAUUCAGUUACUAAGACGGAGGUUGUACAACAAUUAUCAGCUACUUCUGCAAAAUCAAUUGUUCAUGCUGCUGUUAUCGCCAAAAAUAAAGAAAUAUUUGAAAGGAUUUUUCAAAGGUAUAACGAUGUAGUACUGUACAAGAAAGAUGAAUACGGAAGAACAACCUUGUCAUAUGCUGCUUACACAGGGUUCGUUUACGGGGUUAAGUGCAUAAUCAAUGAUAAUAAGUCCCGAAACGAAGCCUACAUAAUCGACGAAAAUGGCCUCUUUCCUAUUCAUUGGGCUUGCAGGGGAGGCAAUGUCGAAGUUAUCAAGGAGUUUUUUUCCUGUUUGCCUAAGAACACGAGGUUUAUGCUCAGUAAUAAGGGAUACAACAUACUUCAUGUGGCUGCUGAAGCCGGGAAAACAGAGGUUGCCAAGUACAUCUUACAGCAGCCAGAACUAGAAGUUGAGACGAUGAUCAACAUGAAAGAUGAAGAGGGUAACACUCCCUUGCAUUUGGCUUCUAGGGGGAAACAUCCUAUGGUGGUUUAUGAUUUUACCCGUGAUGAUAGAGUCAAGUUAACUACUCAGAACAAGGCUGGAUUGACUGCUCUAGAUAUUGCUGAGGAUUUUGGAGAUCGAAUUCCUUCAUUUUCUGAGCGGUUGACUUGGUUAUCAUUGAGAAAUGCCGGAGUGCCAAGAGCCCCACAAGUGCACUACUUAAACAUAAACAGAGUUGAGCCACAAGGCCCACAGAACAGCCCCAGUAAUGUAUCACAACUCGUACACAACUACAACAAUAGCCCAACCACUUAUAUGGUACUCAACCAACAAGGAAAUCUAGUAACAAAUCUCCCUAUAAAUAAACGGAAACAUAAGUAUAAGGAAAGAAUUAACACACUUCUAUUGGUAGCCACCCUAGUAGCCACCGUCACCUUCACCUCCGGCUUCACCGUCCCUGGUGGUUAUAACAACAACAAACCUAAUGAAGGGAUGGCUACCCUUGCCCACAAGUGUGCCUUCCAAGUGUUUGUGAUCAGCAACACCAUCGCCAUGUAUACUGCCAUCUUAACAGCAGUGACCCUCAUUUGGGCUCAGCUAGAUGAUCUUAGGCUUGUCCUAUUAUCACUUGACUUUGCGCUACCCUUGCUCGGGACUUCCUUAGCCAUGAUGUCGGUGGCGUUCAUGGCGGGAUUUUAUGUGGUGUUGCAUAGUGUAGCUUUAUGGCUAGGUAUUGUAGUGUUAGUGAUGGGAGGGUUAUUCUUAGGUGCAUUCUUGGUUUUCUUUAUUCCUCUCUAUUCACCAAGGUCUUGCAUUAGGAAUAAGGUAUUGCGUAAUGUUUUCCAUGUUCCUUUCACCCUUAUGUUGUUAGCUUGUGAGAAGGACAAGGGUGAAAAACAUUAAUCCUCGCACCGUUUUAACUUUUUCACUAUUCUCGUAAUUUACUUUGAACCCUAUUUUAUUUCUAGUACAUGAAAAUAAAUGUUAGUAUAUAAUA